Paramecium octaurelia is the source of this 2065-nucleotide messenger RNA. Lineage: Eukaryota; Ciliophora; Oligohymenophorea; Peniculida; Parameciidae. The record is from the annotation of a GenBank genome assembly.
AUGAACUAAAGCAUUUUUGCUUACGGAUUCUUAAAUAAUGGUAAUCAAAUAAUUUUCUAAUAUUAGGGCUUGUUUAUUCAAAGCAAGGAAAAUUUGAAAAAGCAAUAAUUGAGUAUAAUAAAGCUAUUGAAGAAAGUCCUUAGUAUGCUGCUGCUUAUCAAAAUAGAGGUAAUCAAAUAUUUAUAAAAUAUUAGCCAAUGCAUAUUAAGGUUUGAUGAAUUUUGAUGAGGCGCUUAGAGAUUACUGUAUGGCUAUAAGAAUCAACCCAUAAUAUAGUGCAGCUUACUUUAAUAGAGGUUUUAAUACUUCUUAAUGUUGAGGAUUGUUAUUCGGAAAAUAGGGUAAAUUUGAAGAAGCAAUAAUGGAUUAUACCUAAUACAUUAAAAUGGUUCCUGAUAAUGCUCAAGCUUAUAACAAUAGAGGUAAAAAAUAAUUUCUAGAAUUAGCAAAUGCAUAUUAAAAUUAAGGAAAUUUUAAUGAAGCAAUAAAAGAUUACACUAAAUCAAUUGAAAUUAACCCUAAUUACGCUGCUGCUUAUAAUAAUAGAGGUAGUUAUUAAUAAAUUAAGAUUUUGGCAAUGCUUAUGUUAAUUUUGGUAAGUUCGACGAAGCCAUUUCAGAUUGUUCUAAAGCUAUAGAAUUACAAAUGAUAAAUUCAGAUGCAUUCUAUAUUAGAGGUAGAAUGAUUUAAGAAAAUUAGGAAAUGCGUAUAAAAAUUAUGAAAAGUAUUAAGAAGCAAUAAUAGAUUAUUCAAGAGCUGUUGAAAUAAAUCCUUAACACAGUAAUGCUUAUUACAAUAGAGGUAAUCAAAUAUGUUUGAAAACAAGGACUAAUUUAUUCUGAUUAAAAAUUAUUUGAUAAAGCAAUUUUAGAUUAUUAAAGAGCCCUAGAAAUAAUGCCAGCACAUCCAUUGUAUCAAUUUAGUUUAGGGUUUCUUUAUUUUUCUCUCAAAAAAUUUAACCAAGCAAAUUAGUAUUUUGAUAGUGCAUUAGAAAAUUCAUCAAAAGUCUCACUUUAAUAAAGAUUGUAAUUCUAACUUUCAAAAGACAAGAUGUUGUUUCUUUAAUAAAAAGUUGAUAUUUUAAGUUCCAUAUAUAAAGAGUUGUAAAUUGCUUAGGAAGUAAUAUUUGAUUUGUUAACAAAAAGUAAAAUCUCAUAAACUUUGCAUUAAUAUUAUUAAUUUAAGAUUACUGAUAUUGAAAAUCAAUUAUUAGAAUUUGUCCCAACUUAAUCAAAGGAAAACUAUGUAGAAAUAUUGAGGAAACUUAAAUAGUUAAUGGAAGAAAUCGAAUGUUUAAAAAUAGAGAUUGUUAAAUUAAAGACAAGUUAGAUUUAAGGCUUACAAACUUUGAUAUAAGAAAUUAAAUAAACAAAUUUCUUACAACAAACCCAAAAAUUUUAAAUUAAGGAAUUAACAGAAUAAUUGAGUCCACGUAGGAAAUUGUAUCAUCGCUCAUUAUUUUGGCAUCUUUUUAAUUAUUUCAAUGCUGUAAAAUUAAUUUCUGAAGACUUAGUUGUUAAAAAUGUUGGAAUUCAUUUAGCAAAGGCAUCAGAAAUAUUGUAAAAGACUGAAAAAUUAAAAGAACAAGUCUUAGGAUCUGUACAAUAUAUGAGUACAAUAUUCAACUUAUUAAAUUCUGCAUUAGAUUCAGUUGAAAGUAUGAAAAAAAAACAGUUUGAAAGUAGAAUAAUUGCAUUAAAGUAAAUUUUGCAGAUUUUCACAAGUUUUCCCUCUGAAUUUGAAUGUGAAAUUGAAAGAGAUACUUUAUUUAUGGCUUAUGAUAUCAACUACUAUUUCGAAAAAGAUAAAACGAACUCGUUUAGUUCAUAUGUCGAUAGGAUUUCUAUUUUCGAAUUUGAUUUUGAAUAAUAUUCAAAAAAUGACUGCUGGAAAACUGGUAUCCUACAUACAUUAAUAAUAUUAAAAUAUUUAAUAGAGAACUUCUAAGAAAUAAUACUCGAGUAUUCUUUUUGCGCUUUUAAAGAUAUUUUACAUAGAUCAAUAGUCGGAUUUAAUGUAGAAUUUCUUGAAAAAACUAAAUGUUAAGACAAGAAGGUUCGCUGAC